AAUGUAACCUGCGACGACUCGAACAGCGGCUGUCCUGCAGCCGGGCAGGACUUUUCUUCGGUGCGGUCUGUGCCUCCCGUGUCUCCCUCGAGCUAGAGGAUGGCUGUGCUUAAUCAGAAGUCUGUCUUGGAUAUAAUUAAAGAGUUCAGAAGGAAUUGGCACACGCUUUGUAACUCUGAGAGAACUACUGUAUGUGGUGCAGACUCCAUGCUCUUGGCAUUGCAGCUUUCCAUGGCAGAGAACAACAAACAGCGCAGUGGAGAAUUUACAGUCUGUCUCAGUGACGUCUUAUUGACUUGGAAAUACUUACUACAUGAGAAAUUGAAUUUACCAGUUGAAAAUAUGGCAGUGAUUGACCAUUAUGAGGACAUUAGGAGGACUUAUGAAGAUUUCUUAAAGAAUAGUAAUAUGUUAGAUCUGAUUGAUGUUUAUCAAAAAUGGAGUGUUUUGACUUCCACUUGUGAAAAUAAUGCCAACAUAUCUCCUAGUCAACUAUCGGAUUUUCUGUCUGGCAGACAGCAUGCCGUAGAUGAUGAAACCGAUCUUCAUGUACCGACAUCACCAAUGAGUAAACACAACCAGGAUAAUGAAAAGGUGAAGUUACUAGCAAAGAAAAUUAUCUACUCAUAUUUAAACCUGCUAGUGAAUUCAAAGAAUGACCUGGCUCUGGCUCAUAUUCUCAAUAUUCCUGAUAGAGGACUUGGAAGAGAAGCCUUCACCGAUUUGAAACAUGCUGCUCGAGAGAAACAGAUGUCUAUCUUUUUGGUGGCCACAUCAUUUAUUAGAACAAUAGAGCUUGGAGGGAAAGGAUAUGCACCAUCACCAUCUGAUCCUUUAAGGACACAUGUAAAAGGAUUGUCUAAUUUUAUUCAUUUCAUUGACAAAUUAGAUGAGAUUCUUGGAGAAAUACCAAAUCCAAGCUUUGCAGGGGGUCGUAUUCUCUCAGUGAUAAAGAUGCAGCUGAUUAAAGGCCAGAACAGCAAGGAUCCUUUUUACAAAGCGGUAGAGAAAGUUGCUCAGGAUUUGGAUUUAAGGAUUAAAAAUAUUAUCAAUUCUCAACAAGGAGAUGUAGCUUUCAGUGCCACUGACAUCAGUCCUGCACGGCCAAAAUCUUAUGCCAUAAACCACGGCACUGCGUACUGUGGCAGAGAUACUGUGAAAACUUUACUAGUUCUUUUAGAUGAAGAAGCAGCCAGUCCUCCUACCAAAAACAAAGCAGAGCUUUUAUAUGGUGAUGAAAACACAAUUCAUCAUAAUGGAACUUCCAUUCUUACGCUUUUUAGAUCUCCCACACAAGUGAAUAAUUCACUGGUGAAACCCCUAAGAGAACGCAUCCAUGAGUCAAUUCAAGAGAAAAAAAUUAAGAUGAAGCAAACCUUAAUUAGAUCCCAGUUUGCUUGUACUUAUAAAGAUGACUGCAUGAUAAGCAAGGAUAAAUGGAAUAAUAUUAAUUCAACAUCAAAGCCUUUGUGUGUUCUUCACAUGGAUAAUGAUCUUUCAGGUGUAAAUUCAUCUGUUGGAAGACCAACAAUUGAAACAAGUUCUGGAAAUGUUCAUCUGGACAGAAGUAAAUAUGAAAAAGUAGCAAGAAAAUCAAAUAGUCAGACAGGAAAUAAAGGCUCAAAAAGGAAACAGAUGGAUUUGGAUGAUGAAACUAUUCUCUGUGAUAACGGAAAUGAACCACCUCGACAUAAAAAUGUUAAGAUACCUAAGACAUCAAACAAUUUGCAGAAUAAAUUGGAUGGCAAAUUAGCUAGGGUAGCAAAAAGCAAGUGUACUGCCAAGGACAAAUUGAUUACUGGCCAGACAAAGUUAACUCAGUUCUUUAGACUAUGAAUUUGUCUUU
Molecule: messenger RNA, 1846 nt
Organism: Equus quagga
Lineage: Eukaryota; Metazoa; Chordata; Mammalia; Perissodactyla; Equidae
Gene: PARPBP
Product: PARP1 binding protein
Exons: 11
Coding region: 100-1836 (578 amino acids)
Biological process (GO): negative regulation of double-strand break repair via homologous recombination
Cellular component (GO): chromatin
Source: RefSeq, a predicted model, not a curated record